This is a messenger RNA of Miniopterus natalensis, 1917 nucleotides long. The record is from RefSeq and is a predicted model, not a curated record. Lineage: Eukaryota; Metazoa; Chordata; Mammalia; Chiroptera; Miniopteridae.
AUGUCUGAGGACUCGGAGCCUGACUCCCGCCUCCGGGGGAGACACUGCGAGCCCCCGGGCGUUCACACCCUGUGCAACCUCAGGACGCUCCUGGACAAGCUGCAGCGAGUGCACAGGCACGAGGUCGCCCUCUACACCUCGGGGCACCUGAACCCCAACAACCUCUACCGGCCCCCCGAGGUGGUCUUGCAUCACUGGCGCAAUGCCAACAGGCCGGCGCCGGGGCCCACCCCGGGGGCGCAGAAGGCCCCGGAUAAGAAGGUCGCCGCCAUGAGGGACGCGCUGGCCUAUUUCACCGUCCACACGGCCGUGAGCCCCAGCGAGGCGCAGGGCACGCGGCUGUUCGGGUACCUGCACCCCCCGGCCCCCGGGCCGCCCGCUUCAGAGGAAGACGGGGCUGCACAGCCGGGGGCGGGGCGGGGGCCCCUGCGGCGAAGGAGGGAAGAGCUCAGGUGGCCGGAGCUGAAGGUGCUGCGGUUCCGGCCGCCGCGGUCCAGCCGGGGGUGCCCGCUGGCCGCCCCGGGCGGGGACGAGCUCUGCUACGUCAGCUCCUACCUGGCCGGCGUGACCAGAGCCGACAAGUACAGGAGGUUCUUGAGCUUCCAAAGAGACGUGCUGGCCACGCGGGACCGGCGGCCGCGGGACUUCACGGGGCGCGGGGUGGCGACGGGCCACGAGAAGAGGCUGGAGCGGGAGCUCCGGAGAGUGUGCCUCUGUGACCCCCAGGAGCUCGGCAAGCUGCAGGUCCUCAGCCGGGUGUUCGAGGACAUCUGCCGCAGCUCCCUGGUAUUUGGCGACAUCCUGAAAGAAGUGAAGGACGAGUACGAGCUGUACACGGCCAUCCUCCUGAGCGCACAGCCCACGGAACAGUACGAGCCGCGUCUCCCCGAGNCCCCCCAGACGCUGCUGGCUCAGGCCAAGGGGCUGGAGACGAGCUCCGCGAGGACGGCGGACGUCCACCAGGCCAAGGAGGAGCUGAGGGCGCUCGUGGCGGCCACCAAGGCAGCCCUGGAGCACAAUGACGGGCUCAGGUGCGCACUCGAGGAGGAGCAGAGGUCGCUGCAGUGUGCUCGGGACAGCGCAGGUGCGUUCGGGACAGCGCAGGUGGGCUCGGGACAGCGCAGGUGCNCGCCCCGCAGGCUCAGGUGCGCACUCGAGGAGGAGCAGAGGUCGCUGCAGCGUGCUCGGGACAGCGCAGAAUCGCCCGAGAAAGCUGUGGCCGAGGAGGAGGGGAGCCUUACUCUCAGCGACCAGGUGCAAAGGGCAAGGUGCGCGGUACUUGAGAAGCUGGACGGAAUUCAGGCUCUUGAGAGAGAAGCGAAAACCACUUUGGUCCACACGGGAAUCCUGCGCGUCACCGAGAGCAGGGUCAAAAGCAUAGAGCUCUGUGCCAACGCCUCCACCGCGGCUGGGUGUCCCCGGCUCUGUGCCAACGCCUCCACCGCGGCUGGGUGUCCCCGGCUCUGUGCCAACGCCUCCACCGCGGCUGGGUGUCCCCGGCUCUGUGCCAACGCCUCCACCGCGGCUGGGUGUCCCCGGCUCUGUGCCAACGCCUCCACCGCGGCUGGGUGUCCCCGGCUCUGUGCCAACGCCUCCACCGCGGCUGGGUGUCCCCGGCUCUGUGCCAACGCCUCCACCGCGGCUGGGUGUCCCCGGCUCUGUGCCAACGCCUCCACCGCGGCUGGGUGUCCCCGGCUCUGUGCCAACGCCUCCACCGCGGCUGGGUGUCCCCGGCUCUGUGCCAACGCCUCCACCGCGGCUGGGUGUCCCCGGCUCUGUGCCAACGCCUCCACCGCGGCUGGGUGUCCCCGGCUCUGUGCCAACGCCUCCACCGCGGCUGGGUGUCCCCGGCUCUGUCCCAACGCCUCCACCGCGGCUGGGUGUCCCCGGCUCUGUCCUUCCCCUGCGGCCACCUAG